AUGUCAAAAGAUCAAUCCGGUGCCGAUUCCAUUUCCUCCUCAGUGCGUGAUGUUGGCCAAAAUCAACCAAAGCCAUUAGAACCCAGAUUGUCCCAGGAAGAUGAAGAACAAGCCAAGAAUGCCAAUACUCUUAAAAGGGAGCGACUUGCCAAGACUUUGAGCUCUACCUCCAUUUCGCAGAUCGUGCCAAAGGAUGAACGUAGGGGCCUUCUAUCAAGCAUGUGUUUAAUACCCGAGUAUCAAGAUGCUCGUAACUAUCCUGACAGAAUGAAAAAAUCAUUGGUAUUGAUCAUCGCGACCGCUGCGGUUAUUGGUCCCAUGGGGACUUCCAUCAUUUUCCCCGUCAUUGAUGAUCUUACUGAUGUGCUUCACACCAACACCAAAAUCGUCAAUGUAUCUGUGGGUAUUUAUCUUUUAUCCAUGGGGAUCUUCCCAAUUUGGUGGUCCUCCAUUAGUGAACGUAUUGGUCGUCGAACGGUAUACAUUAUCUCUUUCUCGUUCCUUUUCUGCUUUUGCAUUGGUGCGGCAUUGACCCCCAACAUCGAAGCAUUCAUUGUAUUUCGAAUGCUCAUGGGAGCCUCGUCUUCUAGUGUGCAGAGCAUCGGCUCUGGUGGUAUCAAUGAUUUAUACAGAAGCCAAGAAUUGGGGAAGGCCAUGAGUUUGUUUUAUUUGGGUACUUUGGUGGCACCUUUCAUCAGUCCAAUUAUUGGUGGUGCUAUCGGUAGUAAAUGGGGAUUUCGUGGAACUUGUUGGUUCAUGGUAAUAUUUGCCGGGUGCUUGUGGUUUCUUAUAGUAUUAUGUUUACCAGAAACUCUUAGAAGACAAGAAAGUGCCGAAGCAAUUGCCAAGUACCUUAGUCAGCUUAAUGAAGAUACCAAAAGAUUUAAUCAAGAGCAACAAGGUCAAGUGGAUGAUGAACGCAAAAUCCAAAACUCUACUCCUAUUAGUGAUAUAAAUCAUAAUAAUAAUAUAGAUAAUAUUAAUAAAGAUGGGGAUAAUAAUAAUAAUGAGAAAGAUCCCGAUGAAACUAGUUCUGAAGAUACACCCCAAUUCUUUGAUGCAGAUGACGUGAGAAGUAUUGCUACAAACCUUUCCCGGAAUAAUAUAGAUGAAAUCAGAGAAGCGAUUUCCAGAGUUUCUUCUCAUCCAGCAGUAGCAGCUGAAGGUUUGCCCCUAUCAAGAAUCAAUACAGUGGAUAGAGUGCAGGCUGCACAGCUUGAAAGAACGAAUUUGGAAAAAGUAGUAACUGAGCUCUCAAAAUUGAAAUCUAACAGCUCUGUUCAGCCCUCAGGCUGGCCACAUUAUCGCCAUAUCCUCUAUAUUUAUCUAAUUAAGCCCACAAAAUCUGUGGUGUUUUUACGCUACCCACCGGUGCUUCUCAUGCUUAUUUACUCGGCUAUUUCAUUUAUGUGCCUUUACUUUGUCAACAUUAGUAUCACAUACCAAUAUUCUAGAGCACCAUACAACUUCUCCACCAUAAUUGUCGGGCUUUGUUAUAUUCCGAACUCUACAAGCUACAUUCUCACUUCACUUUUCAGUGGAAGAUGGAUCGACAAGCUUUUACAAAACUUUGAAAAAAAACAUGGGUUUUUGUCUCCAGAGGCUAGAAUAUCCUGGAAUUGUUAUAUUGCUGCCAUCAUUCUCCCACUAUCGUUGCUCAUAUCGGGUUGGUGUUGGGAUAAGAAGACGUUUUGGAUCAUUCCUAUGGUGGGUACUUUUAUUUGGGGUGCCGGCAGUUUGUUAGUGAUUAAUACUACGGUGACUUAUGUCGUGGAUUCUUUACCAGGAAGAGGGGCCACAGGUGUGGCAUUGAACAAUUUAUUAAGACAGCUUUUGGCGACUCUUGCAUGUUUUGUUCAGGAACCAUUAACUGUGGCACUAGGUCCUGGUGUAUUAUACUCGAUCCUUGCGGGGAUUUUGUUUGUGUCUGGCAGUACGUUAUUAAUUGUCAAGCGUUAUAGCUCUCAAUGGAGGGAGAAUUACGAUUUGCAAAAGUUGUACGAUAUCGUUGAUUCAUAG
This is a messenger RNA of Saccharomycopsis crataegensis, 2019 nucleotides long. RefSeq names its product Qdr3p (gene QDR3). NCBI's taxonomy places the organism in Eukaryota, Fungi, Ascomycota, Saccharomycetes, Ascoideales, Saccharomycopsidaceae. Gene Ontology annotation, molecular function: polyamine transmembrane transporter activity. The record is from RefSeq and is a predicted model, not a curated record. Gene Ontology annotation, biological process: transmembrane transport; intracellular polyamine homeostasis. Gene Ontology annotation, cellular component: plasma membrane. The transcript has a single exon. Bases 1 to 2019 code for a protein of 672 amino acids.